AAACUAAGUGGGUGCAAUGGAGCGCUGUCAAGGUAAAGUGUUUUAAUUUAUCAUAUUAUAUCGGUGGGAGAGGAAGGUUUAUUGGUCCAUGGAUGAAAGCUAGAGGUUCAGCAUGGGCUAGGUGUGAUAGAUGGUACCGACGGCCCACCAAAGAGCCUGUUUGCUGGGCAGCAGAUAUCAAACAGCCUUGCGUCGCCAGGGGGUGGGCAGUUCUAUUUUAUUCACCGCCGUCAGCUUCUUUCCCUCCUCCCCCUCUCCACCCUCAUCGCCUCCAGCAUCCUCAUCCCUUGUUGCCCAUUCGUCCCCUCGCACUCGCCCCAAUACAGGAGAUGGCACAUCCUCGACCCUUCGCAAUGGCCACUGCCGAACCAGCGGACGUUCCGUUUGGCAACUUAGAGUCCAAUGGGGAACACACGAAACCGUCGGACCUGUCUCACCACUUUAAUCGUGUUACUCGUGAGCGAACUGCAAGCAUGAUCAAGGGCUUGUAUAAAUAUUUCCAGGUCCCGGGAAUGAUGAACUUAGCCGGUGGUAAGUGGCUCCCCGUUCACUAUUUGCGGGAGAAAGGAAGAAGGAAAAGAUAAAAAGCGGAGGUAUUGUUAUUCCGGUUUGCUGAUCGCAAUUGAUAAAGGUCUUCCAUGCCCCGGAUACUUUCCAUACGACACACUGGAAUCCGCUGUCUCGACUUCGGGCCGUUUUCCCCCGAACAUUGUAGAACAACUAAGCAAACCGGUUCCCGUACUCACCACCCCUCCACCUCUUCCUCCUAAAAAGCCAUCCUACUUGUUUUCCUUCUUCAAAUCGUCCCCAGCAUCACCGGCUGCUAUCCCAAAGCCGAGCAAAGCUUCAGGGACCCCCGGCACAAGUUCAUCGCAUCUGAUCGUUCCGAAAUUCAAGCCUGGAGGCCCUCUCGGAGCCAGCAUCGAUGUCGCUACAACACUACAAUAUGGCACGGCUUCCGGCUUCGCUCCAUUGGUUGAAUUUGUCAAAGACUUUUCUAUUAAUCAUUUGCAUGGCGGAAGGAUCCCAUAUGAGGAUCCGGGGAUACUUUUGACAUGUGGCAGCACCGACGGCCUUGGUAAGGUGAUGCAAAUGAUUGCUGAAAGGGGCGACAGUAUGCUUGUGGAGGAGCACACCUACCCGAACGCCGUCCAAACCGCUGACCCGUAUGGUGUAAGAAUGGCACCGGUUAAGAUGGAUGCAGGGGGGAUGCUAUCCGAAGGAAAAGGAGGCCUUAGGGAUGUACUCGAAAAUUGGAACCAUAGAAAAUUUGGUAGAAGGCCUCGCUUCUUGUACACUGUCACGUUGGUUUCUCCCUCCCCAGAACAAGAGGUGUCGUCAUGGCUAACCCUAACCCUUGUAUAGAAUCGGGCAAAAUCCGACCGGCACCACACUCUCCCACCAGCGCAGAAAGGAGAUAUACUGUUUGUGUGAGAGAUACGAUGUGAUCAUUAUCGAAGAUGAGCCGUACUGGUAUCUCCAAUUUACCGAAUCCUCGCACCCCAAAGGCGCCCAAACCCUGCCAACCAACUCUGCCAAGAAGCGAUAUCCUUUCCUCGAAGCCCUGACACCAUCCUUCGUGACCAUUGAUACCUCCGGGCGCGUCAUCCGUCUUGAUACGUUCUCAAAGACAAUCGCACCCGGUUGCCGUUUAGGGUGGAUCACGGCACAACCGGCCUUCAUCGAGCGCCUGACCAGAAUCACCGAGAGUUCCACGCAAUGCCCUUCUGGAUUUGGCCAAGCCAUGGUUGUCCAGUUGUUGCGAAAUAUUUGGGGCAUGGACGGCUGGGUUAGUUGGCUAGAGGGACUUCGUGCCGCAUAUGAGGUCCGCAUGAGAAGGAUGUGCCGUGUCUUGGAUGCAUACAAGGAGAGCACCGUUGUCCUCGAGAGCAAGGACGAAGAUUCCGUGAUCGUUGACAAAGUCGGAAUGUAUUCCUUUGACGAGCCCAUGGGCGGGAUGUUUGUAUGGGUUCAUAUCCACAUUACUUCCCACCCGGCGUACUCUGCGUAUCUCGCCCGCGGUCACACUAAGCGGGCAAUGAUGACCCAACUGUGGAAGUAUGGUGCUGAGCAACACAUUUGUCUCCCGUGUCCCGGUUGGAUCUUUGGCUCGAAUAAAGGUAUCCAGGAGGACAGCAGUGCUGAGUUUUUCCGGCUCUGUUUCGCGGCGCUCGAAGCCGAGAAGAUCGAGGAAGCGACUAAGCGAUUCGGAAAAGGAAUUCGUGAGUUCUGGGGAUUUAGUGUUGACGAAAUCGAGAACUGUUGUUCGUCGGAUACCGUCCUGGAGGAUCAGGAAAAGGAGGCCGUAUGGGGAUUGGGAUAUGGCGGGUUCGGGUGCUGAUGUCAUUUCCCUUUUCAAUUACCAGCACGGUAGCCUUUCCUUCAUUCGUCCUAGGGCGCAAUUUUUAAUACAGUGGCGAAACGGUGGUGGCAUACAUGGUGGGGAAAGGCCACGGGAUCGGGGCCAGCAUUGGGAAGAUGGAAACGGAAUGGAAUACGGGAUAGGAGGAAAUCCAAGGGGUAUAUAAAUCAUCUCACUUAGCAUUUGCAUUGUAAAGCAUACGGGUAUCGGUAAAUUAAGCUUCUGCCUGGUCACAAAUACAAUCCCUGGUACCUUUACCGGUAUCACAAAUGAUGAUAAGUCCGGGGCGUUAAACGUCAGACCGUUUCCGCUCCCCGUUCGGUGAGACAUACCUGGGUUUGGGCCCUGUUGAUUCGCUGGCGCAAGGGGGUUUGUGGGUGCAAUGAUGGGGCCGUUCCUAGGAAGCAACGGGGGGACAUGAUUUCCCAGAGGUUUGACUAGGCGGAUGUUGUGACAACAAGGCCUCGCGGGCGUUGAUUGAGUGGCGCGGCGGGGUACUUGUACCGUACUGUCAAGCCUACGUUGUUGUUCAUCUUAGAUUAUGAAGAAAUUCAUACUUGUCAUGUGUGGACGGUUUCAUCCUCCACGCAUACCAAUUGCUGUAGAUGAUUGAAUUCUUUUCUUUACGCAAGCUGUAUUAUAAAAGGAGGUCGAUGGGACCCUUUGGCCAAAGAGGAGAGAGAGAGAACAUAGGAUGGAUCAUGGGCAGAACCAAGAAUGA
Messenger RNA from Tuber aestivum (summer truffle), 3083 nucleotides. The record is from the annotation of a GenBank genome assembly. NCBI's taxonomy places the organism in Eukaryota, Fungi, Ascomycota, Pezizomycetes, Pezizales, Tuberaceae.